Messenger RNA from Meyerozyma guilliermondii ATCC 6260, 981 nucleotides. RefSeq lists its product as uncharacterized. The record is from RefSeq and is a predicted model, not a curated record. The transcript has a single exon. Bases 1 to 981 code for a protein of 326 amino acids. NCBI's taxonomy places the organism in Eukaryota, Fungi, Ascomycota, Pichiomycetes, Serinales, Debaryomycetaceae.
AUGUUGCACGCCAUCACGUAUGGGAAACGUUGCGCGACAAGCCGGUCGGGCUUUUUAGUGCUGGCGGUGCGCCUGGUUUCGUCAAAAGCACCGAAAGGUGAUCAGACUCAAUUUAGGGACCUGACAAAUGUUGCCACACAUAAGCGUAGAUUGUCAUCGAGUUAUACCACCAAACCAGAAAAAAUUAUGGAUAAGAAGAUAGAUAUUUUGGACGAUAACAACAGUGCCAGUCGGUUUGUGCCGUCAGAAAGUUCACCAUCCGCAAACAAGAGAGCGUUUGUUCCUGUAGAACGGUUCCCCAAGGCACCAGAGCAUAUCAUUAACAUGUCGACUGACGACUUGUAUUCCCAGCAUAAUAUCCAGUUUGGCACCCCGCCUCCCAAGGAGAAAGAUAAAGAUAAAUACGUGGAUUUCGUGAUACCGGACCGCUACUUGAAGUCGGUCAGAUCGAAGCAGAUCACUCCUAAAGAUAAGGCAAUGGUUGAGGAACUUGAAAAUUUGAUAAAAACAAACGACGAGUACCAGAUCGCCCAGUCGCAGUAUAAUCUUAUCAAACUCUAUUAUGACCAGGAUUCAGACUCAUACCAACCGAUGCCAGAACAUGCAUUGAAGAAAUCGUUGUCUGGUAUGAUUAAUCUUAACCCUAGCAUGGAUGAUAUCGAAGAUGAUUACUUGUGGCAAUUGUUCCCCAAAGGUAGCUUGUUUGGAGUUCCUCCUUUUGAAAAAGAUGCUGCAUCUCACUCGUUCAAACAAUGGGAACACGAGAUGCUUCAGAAACAAAAGAAGACAGACGUCCAAAAACAGCAUGAUUUACAAGAGUAUAAUGAGUUCAGAGUACUUUUAAGCGACUCUAAAUCAUUUUUCCGCAAACCUUCGAACAGCAAUAGGAAAAAAUUGGACCGGAAGCUCCUUAAAGAGUACAAAAAGAUGAAAACCAAGGGCAAGUUGCCCAAGGAUGAUGAUGACGACGAACCCCUUUAG